Messenger RNA from Ectocarpus sp. CCAP 1310/34, 954 nucleotides. The record is from the annotation of a GenBank genome assembly. NCBI's taxonomy places the organism in Eukaryota, Phaeophyceae, Ectocarpales, Ectocarpaceae.
AUGUAUAUCGAAGCUGACGUGAUAGCUUACCGAACCCACACCGAGACUCCGAUUACGGCAAGUCCAACGGAGGCGCCGAUAGGAGAUUCCAAUGAAAUUUUUCCGCCAGGAUUGACCUCCGCAGAGCUUUCAGGAACUGAAAGUUUGUUCGUGAUAAGCUUCAACCGGACCUGCUAUUGUACAGCUGGCGCUGGUGCUUCGGAGUUGUCGUUUCCGCCGGCGUUGUGCGGACAAGACUUUGAAACCGCGGCGUUCGAUCAACGGUGCAACGUAACGAGUCUUCUCGACGAAAGUACGCGGGAAUUCUUCGGCGAGAGCACAACAACUUGCCAGUGGUCCAAUGGCAGCAAAGAAGCAGUGGUCAGCUUCAAUGAAUCCUCUGUUGUCAUGUGGGACCCGGCACCGAAUAUUACGCUGGCCGGCGGGCGGCACCGGAACUCUCAGAGAGAACUCACGGUAUUGCUUGGGUCGGAUGCAUCGGUCGUGGCAGAAAGUAGUGCCGCGACUACCACAAUGGUUUCGACGUCCUCUUGCACGACGGAAGAGAGUUGCAUUGUCCUCAAGGAUGGAGGGGUGCGUGCGGAGGCGUUUGCCAUACUCUCGUCUGAGGGAUCAGUCCCUGUUUUGCCCCCUGACAAUCCGACCAAGGCUUUGGCCGUCCUGGUCGCGCCUCAGUGGGUGGGGCUCUGCGGCGAGUUUUCGCUCGACGGGCGUAUGUCUUCCGGAGCUGCGUCAAGGUCGCUUUCUGCCGUCUGGAACGUUUCGACUACACUUGCCAGCGACAGUGCUGCCGUGGCGGCUGUGGCAGGAGCUCUUGAACCGUUUCAGGGAUCCCUGUAUGCAACCGUAAACUCAACCUCGCUCGAGCCUCUGGUGGAAUUCGAAGUCUCGCUCAUAGUGGAGAACUUCCUGGGUUCUGUCGACGCGGCGGCAGUCACCGUCACCAGAGUGUGA